AUGACUUACUACAUCUUCGCUUUACUUGUUCUGAUUAUUAUUUCAAAAGGUCUCUAUAACAGAUAUCUGCAUCCAUUAAGAAAUUUUCCAGGUCCUUUCUGGGGAGGUGUUAGCGAUUUUUAUCUUGUUUAUAUGAUUGCAUCUGUCCCUACUUAUGGCCUCGAUCUCCACGCACAAUACGGUAGGCAAAGUGUCUCUGGGAAUUCGAAUUCUACUAACCGGACUUUUUUGCAGGUCCUGUGGUCCGACUUUCACCAAAUUUACUAUCCUUUUGCGAUCCUAAACUUCUACCGGUCGUCUACCACAGAUAUGCGGAUAAACCCCAGUUCUAUGGUUCGUGGAUGUUUGGACAUACAGAGGCUAUGUUUCAGUCCCUCAAGCAUCAAGAUCACUAUGCGAAAAAGAAGCUCGUUGCUCCAUCUUGCUCCAUGACUGCCAUGAAGCAAUUCCACGAAAGAAAAAUCAGUGAACGCGUCGUUGAACUCUGCGAGUGCAUGGGGGAAAGAGCAGCAAAUAACGGAUCAAUUGACUUCUCAGAACAUCUCAGGUACUUACAGAUCUCAACCCAUACAACCGAUAGAAGUGCGUUAGCUAACUCAAUGAAGAUGGUUUCUUAGCGAUACCUGGAGUCAUCUUGUGUAUGGUCAACCAUUAGGCUGGGUCAAGAAAGGUGCGGAUAUCAAAGGCCUCAUCGAUUCUCUUACCGGUGUAUACGGAUUAUCUGCUUCUGCAGCUGUCAUGCCAUGGUUAAUGCCGCUGUUCCGCCAUCCAUUCCUGAGAAAGCAUGUUUGGUGCUAUACCAACACUUUCAAGAAUAUGGCCAAUCUAUAUUCUGUAAGUCCAUGAUUCUGAACGCAACUGUAGAAAGCAUGACUGACUUUUGCUUAGCAUUUCGAUGAGAUGAUUGACAACCGAAACGCUCUUGUAAAAAAAGACGGAGAGAGAUUAUUCUUCGAUGGGUACGCCUUCUCUGGCCACUUCCUGAUUUAAAGGACAAACACUAACACUUUCUCCCCAGACUUGAACCUAGCCUCAAUCCCAAUGAAUACCAAUAUACCCGCAACGACCUCAAAGCCGAAAUCAUAACCUUCACAGCCGCGACCCUCGACGGCGCCGCUGCCGCAAUCUCCCCCUUCAUCGACAACAUGCUCCAACACCCCGAACACUUCGCCCGUGUAGUCGCCGAAAUCGAGACCGCAGACCGUGCAGGAAAACUCUCCAGUCCCUGCGUAACAUACGAGGAGACACUCGAACUUCCCUUCUUCAUGGCCUGUAUCAAGGAGACUCUUCGCAGGGACUCCCCUGCCCAGACUAUUCUCCCAAGAAUUGUGUCUUCGCCUGGUUACGACCUACCGAACGGGAUGUACAUCCCACCCGGCGCGCAUAUGGGCGCGAGUCCUUUUAUUAUCCACCGCUCUGCCGAAAUAUUCGGCGCUAACCCCGAUUGUUUCGUUCCUUCGCGAUGGAUCAUUGGGGAGGGCAGGGAUGUUACGGAAGCGAGUAUUAAGCGUAUGGAGAAAUAUGGUAUGUGGUGGGGAUACGGGGAUCGUGAGUGUGCGGGGAAAUACUAUGCAGUUAUGGAGUUUCAAAAGCUUGUUGUUGAGAUGUUGAGGAGAUUUGAUAUCAAGUCUGCGGUGGCAGAGGGUGAGGAUAGAUUUUUGCACAAGAGGUGGGCUGUGGGUAUGUUUUGGGGACAGAUGCUUUCGCUUAAGCAGAAGGAGUUUGGGGAGAAACUGGUUCAUUGA
Hymenoscyphus albidus is the source of this 1745-nucleotide messenger RNA. The record is from the annotation of a GenBank genome assembly. Lineage: Eukaryota; Fungi; Ascomycota; Leotiomycetes; Helotiales; Helotiaceae.